GUGUGUAUGUGCGUGCGUAUUAAUUAAGAAACAGAAGACUAGAAGACCACGUCAAAACCACAUCAAAACAAAAAGCAUGUUCAAUCAAGAAGAGAUGGACCAAUCCGAUGUAAACGAAAGGGCAACGAUGGGAGUACCAGAAAACAUUUUUGCGAUGCUCACGAACACCAAUUUCGUGAAGAUGUUGGCAGAGCAAAUAAAUAACUCGAAUCCUCCGGCAACGUCAACUGGAAGCACAAUAACGGAACCAUCUGUGGAGAAGGUCAGUAUACCCUCCUUCAUAAUACCUCAAUUUGAGAACAGCGACAAGCUGAGGGGUCAUUCCAAUUUCCGUUCAUGGAAACAAAGAGUCGAGCGUGACAUUAGGGCCCUGGGAAGAUCCCAAUUUUUACUUCACAAUAUGGGUGGACCAGAGUGUAGCAUGAGCUUAGAAGAGAAAAACAUGUACAACGCUCAAGUCCUACAAUACUUGGAAGCAUCUUUGCAGCACGCUCCCAGAGCUGUAAUAGAAAACGAAGAAUCGGCAGCUGAAGCCUUCCAAAAACUUAUUCAAAUGUUUGGCAAGAAUGACGUUCAAAAAAUGGUGGAAGUAUUGGACAAUUUUGGAAAAAUAACAUUUUAUCCGAAGAUGAACCCGGUGAACUUCGUCUCACAAUUUGAAAAAGGAGUUCAAGAAUUCAAGGAACUGGGCUUUCCGUUGGACCCGAAGAUCAUCGUGGGAUAUUUUCUCCAUAAAAUCAAGGAUGCUAAUGGUUUCUUGGCGUUUUUCACCACAAUGGCUACACUACCAGAGGAAACGAGGACCUAUGAAUUCGUAAAGAAUGCCUUUCUGGAGGUGGCGAAUAGCCAAUAUUUCAAGGAAGCAGAAAACAAGAAUAGGUCUGAUCGAACAAACAGGGAUGGUUCAAAGAAAGAGAAAUAUCCAGCUAAGAGGUCUCCUUAUUUUAAAGAGAAAAGGGCAGAAAAGAAUCCUUACACACUGGAUCAGUUGGAGAAAAUCAAGAAAAUGGCACCAGCUGAAAAGCGUGAUGCAAGUUGCAGAAAAUGUGGUUUGAUGUUCCACAAGUCAAACACAUAUGUUAACACAGAAAGAUUCUGCUUUUACUGCCAUAAGAAGGGACACGAAAAGAAGGACUGUAGGAAACUGAAAGAUCAAAAAUCUAAAAAUUAAGAAGAAAGAUCUUCCUGCUCUUUGUAUCGG
Coccinella septempunctata (seven-spotted ladybird) is the source of this 1201-nucleotide messenger RNA. RefSeq lists its product as uncharacterized. NCBI's taxonomy places the organism in Eukaryota, Metazoa, Arthropoda, Insecta, Coleoptera, Coccinellidae. Bases 77 to 1171 code for a protein of 364 amino acids. The transcript is spliced from 2 exons. Gene Ontology annotation, molecular function: nucleic acid binding; zinc ion binding. The record is from RefSeq and is a predicted model, not a curated record.